Molecule: messenger RNA, 768 nt
Organism: Trematomus bernacchii (emerald rockcod)
Lineage: Eukaryota; Metazoa; Chordata; Actinopteri; Perciformes; Nototheniidae
Exons: 4
Coding region: 1-768 (255 amino acids)
Source: RefSeq, a predicted model, not a curated record
AUGACAACACCGAAGAGAUCAGUGGAGCGAUGGACCGAUGAUAAUGUUUCGGCGCUUCUAGAUAUCUACGCGGACGACGCGAUCCAGGCACUUCAGCUCAAGGCAGUUUCCAACGCGAAAAUGUAUGAGUGCAUUUCGCAGGAGUUAGCGGCCAUCGGGAUCAUUCACGGCGCUAAAUCAUGCCGGGACAAGAUCAAGAAGCUAAAGCAGGACUUCAAAAAACUAAAGGACCACAACAACAAGAGUGGUAACGGUCGGAAAACCAGCAAGUGGUAUGAUCGUUUGAACGCUUUGCUUGGCCACAGACCGUCAUUCCGCGGCACCGCGGAGACCAUCGACUCGAGCACGGCGGCGUGGGAGGAUGCAAUGGUGGGGGAAUUGUCCAAGCACGACGACGACGAAUUAGGCAACGUGGUGUUUCCCCUGGAAUUGGAAAUCAGUGAGAUUUCCCCUCCGGAAAUCCACGGUAGUGCCUCCUCAUCUCCCGUUCCAACAACCAAACGCAAAGGAAAGAGGACACGGGAUGACCGCUUCCUGGACACCAUCACGGCGAUGGAUGACCGGCGUGCCUUGGCCAGCACGGAAAAUGAGGACCGGCAUGCCAUGGCCAACAAGGAGAUGCACGACGAACGGCUGCUGCAUGAACACAAGGCCCAGGAAUCGCAGGACCAGCUCUUAAAGGUGAUGGCUGACUCGGCGGCGCGCCAGCUGUCCUACGACGAAACAUGUCCAGAGCGUGUGCUUGUCACCGUCCAGUCCUUUUGUUAA